AUGAUGGAGAACGAAGGAGCAGGACAACGAAGCGUAUCCCGUAUUCGAAAUCCAGCAGGAAAGAAGAGCUGUAAAUGUGUUGUUACCAAGAAGACUAGAGGAAAGAACGGCAACAACAAAAAUGUUGCUGGAAAGCCAUCAGCAUGCGUCGGAAGGAACAACCAGCAGUACAUUAUGGUUGCAAAAAUUCAGCGGGAUGUUGAUGUCAAUACUUCUGCCGCCAACGGCAUGAGCCACAUGGGUCCUGGAACUGAAUACUUUGUGACUCUUUUGAAUUCCUUUGUGGAGAAAUACUGGGAGGCCAGGUUGGAAGGAAAACAAAGGAAGCUAUGCGAGAAGAUUGUCAAUACGAUCCAGGGACGCGGCGGAGCAUUCUAUAAGAAAGCAAAGGGAGGAUACACAAGACUGGAUUUCGAAUCAGCGCUAAAAGCAACCGACGAAUCUCUCAAUGAAAUAUUGAUAGUGAAGGGGAAGAGCAAGAAAAGAGGGAAGGACGACGACAUUAUUUUCACCGCAACCGAGCGUGUGCCCAAGAAACAUGUCGUGUACGGCACCAACAAAUGGGAAAAUUCACUAUUCACACCAUCACAUUUGAGUCGUUAUUCUGAUCCCAAUACCAGUCCAAAAGAACGAGGUACUAUCAUUCAAAGUAUCUUCGAGGUACUUACGAAUAAGUUUGAAAAAGUUCUCGAUCCAUUGUCCAGCAAUCGGCUCUAUGUCGUCUCUCCAUGCAAGUGGAAAGAAAUGAUUAUGGGUAUGUUGGAAGAUUACAAGGCCGAAAAGGAGAAGUAUCCAAAUCUUGUCAUUGUCGACGCGAUUCAAGACGAUGAUUUCCGGCCGUGGAAGAUCGACGACUCCACAAAGGGAAGCGCAAUUGUGAUCUCUCAAGUAGCGAAGUACAAUGACCCCAGAGCUAGUCAAACUGACAAAACGAACCUGUUGCUUAAUGUUUCACGACGAAUUGAAGCAGGUGGUGGAAAGAUCUUUGAACCUCUGCUUAGAUUCAACCAGUACCGAGAAAUCGAUCCCAGAUUCGCAGUUGGAACACUGCAGCGAUUUGUGGAAAGGCACACAGCUUUCAAGAUGCGCAUGUUACGCUCUGAGAAGUACGAGAACAACCUUUUCCGAGCCGAAGCGAUUGGAGCGAAGGAUGUCUUGUACGGCUCCGUUUUGUGA
Messenger RNA from Cylindrotheca closterium, 1176 nucleotides. The record is from the annotation of a GenBank genome assembly. Lineage: Eukaryota; Bacillariophyta; Bacillariophyceae; Bacillariales; Bacillariaceae.